This is a messenger RNA of Sitophilus oryzae (rice weevil), 612 nucleotides long. RefSeq lists its product as uncharacterized. The transcript has a single exon. The record is from RefSeq and is a predicted model, not a curated record. NCBI's taxonomy places the organism in Eukaryota, Metazoa, Arthropoda, Insecta, Coleoptera, Curculionidae. Bases 1 to 612 code for a protein of 203 amino acids.
AUGCUAUCAAGAUAUAACGAUCAAUAUAAAGAUAUUUACAGAGCCACAAAGAAAGAAUAUGACAGAUUAUUAGUUAAGGAAAAAGCUAACAAGUAUGACGCAAGAGUGAAAUCAUCUGAUAACAAAAUGAAGUGUUUAUGGUCAAUCUGCAAGGAAACAACUGGUAAAAAUUCCCCAAAGGAUGAUUGUUUUAUAGAUCAAGACCCACUAGUUCUAGCAAAUGAAUUCAACAAUCACUUAAUCAGUGUUGUGCCAAAUAUAUUGUCCAGUAUUAGGAAAGUACCAUUCAUCUGUAACAUAAGUGAGAACAAUGAGUCAAUGCGACUGAAAUCUGUGAAUAUAGAGGAAAUUCAAAAAAUUGGUCAAAGUCUAAAAAAUAAACAUAGCAGCGGUGUGGACGAGGUUCCAACAUCUAUAGUAAAAUUCUGUUUGAAAUAUGUUGAUGAUAUCUUGUGCUAUAUCAUUAACAAUUCGCUAAAAUAUGGGAUCUUCCCAGACAGGCUGAAGUUGGCAUUUAUUAAACCAAUCUACAAAAAAGGAGAUCACUCUGAUUUGAAUAAUUAUAGACCAAUUAGCUUACUGCCAGCUUUUCAAAAGUAUUUGAAACAAUAG